Raphanus sativus (radish) is the source of this 2466-nucleotide messenger RNA. Its product is annotated as ubiquitin carboxyl-terminal hydrolase 21-like. The record is from RefSeq and is a predicted model, not a curated record. The transcript has 9 exons. Gene Ontology annotation, cellular component: cytosol; nucleus. Gene Ontology annotation, biological process: protein deubiquitination. Bases 117 to 2324 code for a protein of 735 amino acids. Lineage: Eukaryota; Viridiplantae; Streptophyta; Magnoliopsida; Brassicales; Brassicaceae. Gene Ontology annotation, molecular function: cysteine-type deubiquitinase activity; cysteine-type endopeptidase activity.
AGUAAACGAUUUUGUGUUCAAAAAAAGAAAAAAAUAGCAAACGAUUUAACAGUAAAAUCUUUCCGAGAGAAAAAGGUGAAAACAAAACCCUAAAGAAAGAAAUAAUGGCGGCAUGAAUGAAUUUCCCUCUCAAUUCAAAACCCUUCCUUAUAGACUCUCCUACCUACCAAUCCCUUCUCCUUGUCGGAAUCUUCCUCCUCAGCUUCUUCUUUUACUUGAGCUUUCUCCUCCAAAAGCUAAACCCUAGCUUCUUCAAAAAAUUCGAUCUAGGGUGGUUGUUGAUGGCGGAACCGUCGCCUGAAAUCGAAACCCUAGACGAAGACGAGCCUUCACCCACCGCGCCGGUUCGAUCCCUCUCUCUUUCGUCGCCAAUUCGCCAGAUCCAAAAUCCAGAUGAAUCUCCUCCCUCUUCGGAUGAUGAGUGCAUAGAUUCUCAGAUUCUCCGAAUCACGAGCCCUGGAUACUCUUUCUAUGGAGACUUGUAUAAUAAUCGCACUCCAAGGAGGUACAUGCGGUGGAAUUUGGACUAUAGUAGCGACGAUGAUGAUCUCACAAAACCUAUUGAUAUCUUCCGAUGGUCGUCGUCUCUUCCUAAGAUUAACAAACCCACAGGCGUUGGUGCUGGUUUAAGUAACUCAGGCAACACUUGUUUCAUUGCUUCCGUGUUACAGUGCCUUACUCAUACUGUGCCUCUCCUCGAUGCCCUUCGUACUUACAAGUAUCACAACCCUUGCAACUGUGGCAAUGAGAAUUUCUGUGUUCUGCAAACUCUCCGAAACCAUACUGAGCAUGCUCUACGGUCUUCAGGAUACGAUAUAAAGAUUGAUCGGUUUCGUGAUAACCUUAAUUAUUUCUCAUCCGACUUCCAGAUAGACCACCAAGAAGACGCUCAUGAGUUUCUACAGUCGUUUUUGGAUAAGCUAGAGAAAUGUUGUCUGGAUCCUGGUAGUAGAGAUAACUCUGCCUCUGCCUCUGUCUCUUCUCAAGAUGUUAACAUUGUUCACAAUAUCUUUGGUGGGCGUCUCGUUAGUAAGCUUCGCUGUUGCAACUGCAAUUCCGUUUCAGAAACAUUUGAAACGUCCCCUGGAUGGAGUCUCGAGAUAGAAGACGUGGAAGAUCUUUCGAGUGCGCUAGAGUCUUUUACAUGUGUGGAAAAACUCGAGGACCAGUUUACCUGUGAUGACUGUAAAGAGAAAGUCUCAAAGGAGAAGCAACUCAAGUUCGAUAAGCUGCCUCUUGUUGCUGCGUUUCAUUUGAAGAGGUUUAAGAACAAUGGGGUUUAUAUGCAGAAGAUCUUCAAAGAUGUCAAGUUCCCUUUGGAGUUGGAUUUGCUCUCUUACAUGAGCAGUAACGAAAAUCCUCAAGAUUCCACAAAAUACCAUCUCUAUGCCAUGGUGGAGCAUCUCGGGAAUGGUAUACAUUUUGGUCAUUACUCAGCAUAUGUGAGAUCAGCUCCUGAGACAUGGCAUCGUUUUGAUGAUGCAAAGGUAUGGAGAAUCAGCGAAGAAUGUGUUCUAUCAAAGGAUGCAUAUAUGUUAUUCUACGCAAGAGAAGGUACUCCUUGUUUUGCUAGUGCGUUUGAAGAGCUGAAGACACUAUUUGAAGCCACUCCGAUGAAUUUAUCGCCCAAGUCGGUGCUUGAGACUACUACUACUACCUGUAGCGAGGAGUGUGUAAGCGACCUAAGUUACCAGACUGUCUCUGAUUCCAACCACGCCCGUAACGGCUCGGUGGGAGUUGUAUCGAUCCCUGGUGGAAACUACUCAGAUUACCAUUGCGAUGAGGCACAGGAUGAAAUGUUUCAUUCGGCAGAAUCUAACAGUGACGACGAAUAUUUUGCGUUUGAGUCACCCAAGGCUGAUGACUCUGAGAAACCAUUUGCCGAGACCUUUCACCAAGAAGAGCAUCACUUGUAUCCAGAUGGCAACAGAGUUUCCACCAAUGAAGCUUCUGUGCCUGUGCUCGAGAUUCAAGAGCAAGUCUCGUCUCCAAAACGUAAAGAUGCCGAGAGAGCUAUGAUUGGUGAAGAAACUUAUCUGACUAAACGCAAGAUGCAAAAGCAAAAUCCGUUUUCGAAAGGCCAAGGACCAUUUCAGAUUCGACGUGAGCAUUUGCAGAAUAAGAAGAGAGAAGAAAGUUGUAGACCAAAUGUUGCAGAUCCUAAGGAGAAGAAACAUGCUGUUUCAUAUCUAAUGAGUCGGCCUCAUUCAUCUCGGUCUCGAAUGAUUGCUGCAGCUAUGGGUGUUAAGGUCAAGAGGAAGAAAGUCUGUAACAUCAGAAGAUCGCAUCUUCACAGGAAUUUCUCUGAACGGCAAUCAAAAUGAAAAGCUUGGGAUAACUUUCUUUAUUUGUUAUGACGGUUUAGAUUGAUAUAGAUCAAACGGUUUAGAUUGAUAUAGAUCAAAUUUUGUAAAGCUCUAACCAAAGUUCCUUUAUAAAAUUAUUCCAUUGGUUUUAUUAAUGCUU